This is a messenger RNA of Hyposmocoma kahamanoa, 1525 nucleotides long. It is a transcript of the gene spag, whose product is annotated as RNA polymerase II-associated protein 3-like. The coding region runs from base 12 to 1499 and encodes 495 amino acids. Gene Ontology annotation, molecular function: protein binding. The record is from RefSeq and is a predicted model, not a curated record. NCBI's taxonomy places the organism in Eukaryota, Metazoa, Arthropoda, Insecta, Lepidoptera, Cosmopterigidae. The transcript has 8 exons.
GCGAUAAAAUAAUGGAUAAAGCGUUCGAGAUACAAAGACAAGCUCGGGAUAAUGCUAAGUCAUUUCAAACUUACUUGACAGAUUUGCAAAAUUGGGAAACUGAAAUGAAAAGAAAGGAGGCUGCUCUCAACGGUGUUUAUGAGCAGGACUUACCCCCAGUCCGCAGUAAGAUCAAGAAAGAUAAGCCGGUCCAGGUGAAAAAGAAACAGGAAACGCGGAUUUCUGCCUUUGAUUAUCAUUCUUGGGAUAAAUAUGAUGUUGACAAAGCAUGCGAGGAAGUAGACAUGGCAGAAGUAGGCCCCACUUCACUAGACGGCAAGAAGAGUCAGCCGGCCAAGCUGGAGAAGCUCAGGGAAGAAGCCCAGUAUGAGAAGGAGAGAGGCAACGCAUUUGUGAAGCAGGAGAAAUGGGAUGAGGCAGUUAGGUGUUACAACCGGGCUAUUGAACUUGUUAAGGAUGAUGCCAUUUACUACGCUAAUAGAGGACUCUGCUAUCUUAAGAAGGACAGCCUUCAUCAAGCGGAAUCAGAUUGUACUGAAGCUCUCCGCCUAGACCCAACAUACGUAAAGGCUUUGCAACGUCGAGCGACUGCCCGCGAGCGCUUGGGCUCACUGCGCUCGGCCUCUCAUGACCUCAACGAAGUGCUAAAGCUGGAACCACACAAUGCCGCCGCUAGGAAACAGCUGGAGGCUAUUAAGGCCCGCAUGGGGACGAAAGGAUCAAAAUCAAAAUCUUCUCCAUCAUCAACACCACUCCUGGAGAAUAAACAUCUCCUAUUGCCUUCCAAACCGACUACUCAAGUACUGAUUGAGGAAAUUACUGAACCUGCAAAGAAAGUUGACGAGCCAGUGAAGAAGGCUCCAACUCCUGAAGAGAAUUGGAGAAAUGGAGUAGGAGAGAAUGUGACUGUUAUUAAAACUGUUAAGAAACCACCUCAUUUGAGAUCAAAGCGAGCUCUAAAAGCAAUACCAAUUCAAGAAAUACCACUCGGGAAAACCUCUCCGGAGAAUCCACCAAAUCGUAUCAGUAUAAUGGAAAUAGAAGAUGAUAAGUCUCAUGGUGAUAGUGAUAACCAUGAUUCGAAUAAAAUCCUCGAGAAAAUGCAAGAGGAUAUCUUUAACGUCAAUGGAGGUGAAAAAUUAAGUCCUGAAUCGGAGAAGUUGUUGUGUGAAAAUGUGACUGAAAAAGUUAGUGUUGCUAAUAUGGUGCCACCAGUGAAUAGUGUUCAGUUUAUGUCGGAGUGGAAGUACCUGAAAGGACGACUCGAAGCCCGGAGCGAUUAUUUAAGCAUAAUCGACCCGGCCAAGAUUCCAUCCAUAUUCGAGAAUGCUCUGGAAAGCGAAGUACUAUCAGAAGUUCUGCAAAUAUUGGCGGAACACACAGAUAAGUUUGAAGGCAAAGUGGCUGCAUAUCUUCGAGGACUUGCCAGCGUCAAACGUUUCUCUGCCUUAGCUAUGUUCUUGAAUAGUAAUGACAAACAAUGUAAGUAUGCAUAUUAAUUAAUCCACCUUUACCUGCGUGAAGA